AUGGCUUCCUCCCUCAUCGCACGACAGACGCUCUCUGCUCUCACCUUCAGCACAGCAGUGAAGGGCGCGUCUCUCUCAACCAAUCGCCUGGCAGCAGCUCCCGUCAUUGUUCCCCGCGGACAUGGUGUCACCGCCCUCCUCGGGUUCAACAAAACCGCAGUUCCCGUCAAAUCCACCCCUGUGAAGAAGCAACUCCGCACAGAGGACGGUAUCUUCGGCACAUCCGGCGGCUUCGGCUUCACGAAAGCCAACGAGCUCUUCGUCGGCCGCGUGGCGAUGCUCGGAUUCGCCGCGUCGCUCCUCGGCGAAGCGGUAACUGGGCAAGGAAUACUUUCGCAACUCAACCUCGAAACCGGGAUCCCCAUUACGGAAGCCGAGCCGCUCCUCCUCUUCUUCAUCGCAUUCACCGUGCUCGGUGCGAUCGGCGGGCUGGGCGAUCGCGGGAGAUUCGUUGACGACGAGGCGCCUGCGGGUCCGCCGGUGAAGCCGGGGAGCUUCAAGGCCGCGCUUGGGCUGAGUGAGAACGGCCCGCUGUUCGGAUUUACCAAGGCGAAUGAGCUAUUCGUGGGGCGCAUGGCGCAGCUAGGGUUUGCGGCAAGCUUGAUUGGUGAGGUGAUCACCGGGAGAGGCGCUUUGGCGCAGUUGAAUAUCGAGACUGGGUUGCCUAUUUGGGAGUUGGAGCCUCUGCUGCUGGCGAGUAUCGCUUUCUUUUUCGUCGCGGCUAUUAACCCCGGUACAGGGAAGUUUAUCAACGAUGAAGAGUAA
Molecule: messenger RNA, 765 nt
Organism: Closterium sp. Yama58-4
Lineage: Eukaryota; Viridiplantae; Streptophyta; Zygnematophyceae; Desmidiales; Closteriaceae
Source: the annotation of a GenBank genome assembly